AUUCGCCAGAUUGACAGUUAACUCGGCGCGAGGCGCUUCUUCAGCUAACUUUACCGAGUCUCACCUACGCUGGAAUUUAACAUCGCUUCCGGGUAAGAGCACCUCCGUGAAAAGCUCGUCGCAAUCUGGACUAAGAGCUGAGGCAAUGAGAAUCUAGGAGGGUCCCUAAGCGAAGUGAAAAGGCCAGAGGAAAAGGAGAUUAGUGUUGUGUUCAUGGCUGCUGGGGAUGGGGCGCAGCUGCCGGCGACACUAGCGGCCAGCAGGAGCGUGGAGAAAGCGCUGGAGGAGGCAGCGGCCAGCGGAGCGCUCGUGCUUUCCAACCGCAAACUCAAGGAGUUUCCCCGCACAGCCAGGAAUUACGACCUGUCCGACAUUACACAUGCAGACCUGUCGAAGAACCGGCUGUGUGAGGUGCCAGAGGAGUUGUGCCAGUUCAUCUCUCUGGAGACGCUCAGCAUUUAUCACAACUGUGUGCGCUCAGUUCCUUCCACCCUCUGCCAGCUACAGGCUCUCACCUACCUCAACCUCAGUCGUAACCAGCUGUCCAGUUUGCCCGCGUCAGUAUGUGAGCUCGCUCUGUUGCGAGUGCUCAACAUCAGCAACAACAAGCUACCAGUCCUUCCUGCUUCCAUACACAGACUUACACAUCUCCGGCAACUGGAUGUGAGCUGUAAUGAGCUGCAGUGUUUGCCGGUGGAAUUGGGUCAGCUGGAGGGUUUACGGGAUCUGAACUUGAGAAGAAAUCAACUCACGACCCUGCCAGAGGAAUUGGCCGAGUUGCCGCUAGUCCGUCUGGAUGUCUCCUGCAACAGAAUCUCCCACGUUCCCGUGUGCUUUCGGCACUUGCGGCACCUGCAGCUCAUCUCGCUGGAUAACAACCCUCUGCAGAUGCCCCCAGCACAGAUCUGCUCCAAAGGGAAGUUCCACAUUUUCAAGUAUCUAAACAUGGAGGCAUGCAAAAGGACCCAGGAUCAGCUGGAGAGAGCUCUGCGACCCAGUGGCUUCAGCAGCUGUCUUUCAGAUCAGGAGCUGUUCCCUGGUCAGUAUGGUGGUCUGGACUCUGGCUUCAACAGUGUGGACAGUGGCAGCAAGAGAUGGUCUGGAAAUGAGUCGGCUGACGAUUUUUCAGAGAGAUCUUUGCGUUUGACGGAAAUUUCUCGUGAGCAGCACAGGGAACAAGACGAGAGGAACGCGUCGCUCGAUACACCCAAAGUGAAUGGAGAUGUGGAGCAGGUGGAUUUCAUUGACGGAAGUUUAACAGAAGAGGAUGAGGAAAGCUGUAAACCAGACACUCCCAGUCCUCCACAGUCAUCACUCGCACAGGAGAAGACUGAAAGCCGGUCCACACCCUCACAGAGCCCUGAUUCAGUUGGCAGCAGGAGGAGUGUUGGCAGCGACUCGGCUGAUGCAGUCUAUCCGUCCAGUCCCACACUAGAGGAGAAGAAGAGGCCUGGCACGCUGCAGCUCUGGCAGGAGAGGGAGCGUGCGCAGCAGCAACAGCGAGAGCGUAUGCAGAAGACAGCAUUCAAAACAGGAAGUCAGUCGGCGGCAUCAGGCAAACAGGCCGGAACAGGAAGUGUCUCGUGUGGUGACUCCUCAGACAGUGGCGCCACUGUUAAUGGUCUCCGCCAAAGAUCUGUUACUGUGGAUCAGAUUUAUCCAGUAUCCCUGCAACGCUCAACAAGCCGCACAGAUGUGCCCUCUGCUAAGCCAUGUUCUCCCACUGGCAGUGCUCCCAAACCCAACAGCUUCCUCUUCCGCACCUCUUCACGCUGCAACGUCAAGACUUCAGGAUCAAUGCAGUCUCUGGCUGAGUCAGGUCGCAGUGAAUCUCGAUCCACGCUCAAAUCACCACGAGAGGAGAGAGCAGAAAUCGCCCAGUUACGGAAGUCCCUGGAGUCUUCUCUGAAGAUCACCCUUCCCGAAGAUUUCGGUGAUGCCUUGUCCAACGGUACCAUCCUCUGCCAGCUAGCCAAUCACGUACGCCCUCGGUCGGUGUCAAUCAUCCACAUCCCCUCCCCUGCUGUGCCGAAACUGAGUGCCGCCAAGUGUCGUCUCAACGUCGAAAACUUCCUCGCUGCCUGCCGCAAGCUGGGCGUUCCUGAGACGGAGGUGUGUCUAGCGUCUGAUAUCCUCUGCAGUAAGCUGCGUGCAGUGCAGCGCUGCGUGGAGUCUCUCUUGUCGAUAGGAGGAGGAGAGGAGCUGAAGGAGGAGAUACAAGCACUCUCUCCCGCUCUCUCUCCCUUCUCCCUCGUCCCCACCGGCUUCUUGCUCUUCUACUGCCUCGUCAUGGGCCUGCUCUUCCUGCUCUACCACCACCUUACUGCAUAAAGCGCAUAAGUGUGUUUACACGCGAGCAUGUGUCGGAUGUAAUCGAUGCGUGCACUUCCACAAACAAAUCAGGCUUUGCAGCAGUGCACUUGCACACUAUGGCACACUAUAGCUGUGUGCCGUAAGUAGAGCUAGCUGCACUGCCAUCCAGACAGCUUGGCAAUGUCUCUCACACACACACACACACACACACACACACACACACACACACACACACACACACACACUCUCUUAUAUGCCCCACAUAGUUCUGUUACACUAAAAGCUGCAGUGAGUAGAUGUGGAACUGACACAGUGGUUGUUUUUAUGCUGUAUCUGUCUUAAGCAGAAUUGUAUAUAAAAAUACUUAAUACUGUUACAGGUUUAUGGACAGAGAGACUUCGUAGGAUUGCAGUCUGUUGUUUUUUGUUUUUUGUUUUUUUUAAACUCAUGAAUUACAAAACAAAAGCAUUUUAUAUAAGCUGCCCAGAUAAAAAAAAAAAAUAGCCUCAUCUGUCAUUUCUUUUCUAAUACUUGCUUACACCGUCCCUCACCUUAAUAACAGCGCCAGUCCUGUUAGGUGUGGAAGCCAGCAGAACGUUCCAUCAAUGUUAGAUGACUCUUUCAUUUGCUUGAUGCAACUCAAAGCUAGACUUCAUGUAGACUACUUUUUAGGUUUUUCACCUUCUGUUUUUUUUUUCCUGUUAAAUAUUUUGGGUCAUUUGGCAAAUCCCACCCACUGGCCAGCUCUACGCUAUCACGAGUCAGCUAUAAAUUAGGGAGAGAGAGUUUGUGCUUUCACCGAGACCCAUGAAGUGAGCUACCGUAUCUUUUUGAACUGCUGCUCGUGGUAUAUCACAAGGCAGCAGAACAUGCCGGAGGAAAGUGCUAUCUGACUUCUUCCGCAUACAUGAGCUCACGUAAGAGCACGUGAUUGGCCGUUGGUUCUCUGAUUGUCAAGCUAGAGAAUAACACUGUUCCUCCAGUCUAGAAGCAUGGCCAGGUUUGCUCUCUAGGACUCCUGGAAAUGGAUAGGCGUGGCAGCAUUGGGAUUCGAAAUUUGCAACCUUCCUGUUCUGUUGCGUCACUCGGGAGCCACGUACCACAAGUAUUCUCUGCAGAGGUGCCUACAUCUAUGGUUUAGCUGUAGCAUUUAUGCUUGCUAAAGCAGUGGCCGGAUGCAAAUUCUGUAAAGUGCUUUUGCACAGACUUUAUCUAAGUUGCGUGACCUAAUCGAAAGCAAAAGGCAGAGGAUUUUCCACUACAGGUCAUUCAGCAAUAUAAUAGCAGGGUAAAAUGGGCCGUGUGUUCCCAUUCUCUUUGUUAUACAUUAUAUAAGAUGUACUUAAUUUUCCCUUUGGGCAGACAAGUUGUUAUUUCACUUCAGUAAUGAAACUCUAAACACAAGGGAUGUAUUGCUUUAAUGCUGUUAUCACAAACAUCCUGACCUCUGAAAUAUGUACAUACAUAUGCAUAUGGUCAUUUGUCUGUCUACCUGCUAACAUUUUCUUGUUGGCAAUGUUGGCUCCUCGUUCUAUGUGAUCGAGGUGAUAUUUGUAGGAGAGUCAAGGUGUCCAAGUGUGCUACCAUGCUUGUUGAUUUGGUCCUGUGAGUGUCAGAGUUGUGUUCUGCUUGAACCUGAAGCACCAAACGUCAGUAUCUGGCCAACAAACUGACCAUGAUUUAACGAUGACUUGCGUUCGUCUAUGUGCUGCUAUUGAUGGAUGAGGAUGAGUUUUGUGGGGGUUUUUUUGUCUGGGGAGCUUAUUAAAACCCUUAAAGCUAUGCUGUCCAUCACGGCUAGAUGUUUUUAAUCAGUUUGUUUUAAAAGUGGUAUUUAUCUGUUCUUAGUGUCCACUUCCCAAAGGGCUUCGUCGCCGCUUUGCCUUAGCUUACACAGGGGAUCGAGUUUUGAGGAUGGUGUAGUAUUUUAAUGCGUUUUAUAACGGUUUAUUUAGCCUCUGGCACGAAUCGUAAAAAUCCGCUCACAUCUUGUUCAAAGGGCUUUAAAUUUUUUAACCACUUUGUCUCAGUGCUUGCAAAUGUAAGUGCCUGCUAUGUCUGACUGAAGCUACUGUUACAAACUCCACCAUGUCCAUGACCAUUCCAGUCUCUCUGACCGCAGCAUUGCGUGUUAUUUAACAUUUUGGAAUGGUGUUUGCAAAUGAGUAUUAAAAUCCCUGUUCCCAUUUUGUUCAGAGUUAUUCAGUCGGAAUAUUUCUUUCAAAUAUCGGGGUUGAGGGACUGGAAUGAAAUGUUUGCUGUUCGUUUUGUUUGUUUCGUCUUGUUGACUGACUGUGACCACCAGGGGGCAGUGGUGUUGCACAACUGCACUCUAAGCUAUAUGUCUUAUGGUACCGAAGUAAUGUUUCAGAGUUCUGAUGUUGUAUGUAUGUGUAUUGUUUUUGGUCAGCUUGCUAUGUAAAAUUAAGUUAUUGUUUAUUUAUUCAUGCAUUCCUGUGUCAAGCAGCAGUAUUGGGUGAAACACGGCCUCACAGAGCAAAUCCCUCUCAGCUCGCACAAAGCAUUACAACAUUUGCUGCAGUUUAUAUGUAGCUUUAUGCAGAUUAUCUUCUGUGUUCAUAAAAAGAAAAACUGGUCUACUUGGGCCCAAGUCAUGAUUUGUCAAAUGCAAGACCAAUUUUCUAUGUUAAUAAAUAUCAGCUCUAUAUAUAUAAUAUAUGAAAGCUGUAAAUUCUUCUCAGUCGAAAUAACAUCCCAUUAAAACCUUCUUAAGCUUCUUUUUAAAUGCCUCAGUAACGUUGGUUUUAGGCCCAUGAGUACACCGUGUUUCCUCAGUACUGUCUGCUGCUGUUGCUUUUGUGUUCCCUGCAUACUUAAUGUGAUUUAGCAGCUUUGCAGACAGUUGACUAACGAGCAGACGCUCAUCUGGAGAGAGUGAUAAGGGCACAUGGGAGAGAACAGAGUGAAAGAGAAGGAGGAGAGGAGAAGCACAAGGGUGGACUGAUAGGAUAGAAAAUGUGAGGAGAGAAUUUUUUUAUUUAUUUAUUUUUUUAAAUGGGUUCAUUUUCAUUCAUCCAAUUUGUUGAAUUCUUCCCAUUAACGCAUUUAAAAUGAGAUUCCUCAAAUCUACAGUAUGCGCGGAUGUGAAAUAUCUUCUCAUGGUUCCCACAACUGAAAUCAUCGCUUUUUUUUUUCUUUUCUUUUUUUUAAUCACAUUUUCAGUCCACACAAAUGUAAUUGCCUGAAGGACUCACUGUAACCGAAAGCCAUGUUGCUUAUUCAGAGCAGGGAUGUUGAAAAACUACCCACUAAUGCUGCCCUCUUUGUUUGUUUGUUUUUUGUCUUUCCUUCUUUAUUUUAUUCCAACUACUUUCAGUUUUUUUGUUGGAGCAAGAUCUGCAAUAAUGUUUCAACCAAAAUGUCUUUUAGGGUGAAGCGAGUUUAUGAAAGCACCAAAACUCACUGGAGUUGAAUUUUGAACUUUUAAAGAAAUUGUUAAGAAGCAAGAUGUAUUUUGUAAUAUUUAUAUCCCUCAUGUAUUUAAGGAGGUCAAUUGUAAGUUUAUAUAGAUUCUGAUUUUUGUUUUUUUGUUGCUGUAAUUAUUAAAAAAGAAAGGGGGGGAAAGCA
Molecule: messenger RNA, 5901 nt
Organism: Ictalurus punctatus (channel catfish)
Lineage: Eukaryota; Metazoa; Chordata; Actinopteri; Siluriformes; Ictaluridae
Gene: lrch4
Product: leucine-rich repeats and calponin homology (CH) domain containing 4
Exons: 18
Coding region: 214-2331 (705 amino acids)
Molecular function (GO): protein binding
Source: RefSeq, a predicted model, not a curated record